This is a messenger RNA of Pisolithus orientalis, 1453 nucleotides long. Its product is annotated as heterokaryon incompatibility protein-domain-containing protein. NCBI's taxonomy places the organism in Eukaryota, Fungi, Basidiomycota, Agaricomycetes, Boletales, Pisolithaceae. The record is from RefSeq and is a predicted model, not a curated record. The transcript has 3 exons. The coding region runs from base 142 to 1311 and encodes 389 amino acids.
GGCCUCAGCUGGCGUUCACAUCUAGUGCUGUACACCAUUGUAAAACCUGGUCAGCAAUCAGCAUCAGUCCUCGAUUCACCCGUGAUCCUACCCUUGAAGCUCGCCACGUGAAAGAAUACCCUGUGGGCCCGGCCACCGAGAAUGAGGUUACUAGACGUGAAAGCUGUUCUCGACCGGGAAGCGCACAUCCAGCAGGCCGACCCCGAACGUGAAAUCCUGAAGGAGCUUGACGACAAAGGCACUCGCUAUGCUAUACUGUCACAUCGCUGGGGCGACGAGGUCGGUUACAAAGAGAUGACUGGGCUGAUGAAGAUGGAAGAGCGGAAGAGGGACGUAGUCAGGCAACGCAACGGCUACCAAAAGAUUAUCAAGAGCUGCGAGUGGGCCUCGAAGGACGGCUACGACCUGUUAUGGAUCGAUACCUGUUGCAUCGACAAGCGGAGCAGUUCAGAAUUAUCAGAGGCCAUUAAUUCGAUGUAUCGAUGGUACCAAAAUGCACAGGUGUGCUAUGCGUACCUCCACGACGUUGAUGAGUCGGUCUUCCCUACCGAGCAAGACCGCGACAAGUUCAGCGAGUCCGACGGUUGGCCAGAGUGGUUCAUGCGGGGUUGGACACUGCAAGAACUCAUCGCGCCGAAGCAGGUCGAAUUCUUCAACAAGGACUGGGCGCCCAUUGGCAACAAACGACACCUUUCAUCUACGUUGGAGUGUGUAACGGGCAUUCCUUGGGAAGUUUUGAGGGAUGGUCUGGGUGCGAAGCGACUCAGCGUCGCACAGAUCAUGUCGUGGGCCGCCGGCCGCAAGACGACGCGCGUAGAAGAUCGGGCAUACUCACUGAUGGGAUUGUUCAGGGUUAACAUGCCCAUGUUGUACGGCGAGGGCAAAAAGGCAUUCCAGAGGCUACAACUGGAAAUCAUCCGCGUAUCCAGCGAUCAUAGCAUAUUCGCAUGGAAUCCAAGUGAACCGCGGACAGGCAGUGUCCUGGCUGAGGAUCCGAGCGACUUUCGGGAUAGUAGCUUCAUCAAAAUAGUGAAACGCGAAGAAUUUAUUGACAACCUAAUGACACUCAUUGAACGGAACGCACUCUACGGCCCCUGGCACCCCCAGCAUAAUUCCAGAACCAACCCGAUACAUUGGUGCAGAAUUACAUGGUUGAGGUGGCGUGCCCGUGCGAUCAGCCACCAACUUCGCACAAUCUCUGUCACCAGUUCAGGUAUCCAAGACUUUUGCAACUGCUCGUCCUUUGGCCCGCCUUACCACAUAUCCAGAAUUCAAGACACUCUAUCUUACUUAUCAUCAAGACGCCAAUGAGACACACCGAGAGUUUGCACUCGACGACGAGUAUGCCUCAUACCACGGAUUCGCUCGCUGCGGUACCUACCCGCGCGAGUUUACAGGCGACACCGUUACACUCUCAUCUCUUACAGAUGAUCUCAUCGUUAUAGUGUAUGCC